Molecule: messenger RNA, 2337 nt
Organism: Cornus florida
Lineage: Eukaryota; Viridiplantae; Streptophyta; Magnoliopsida; Cornales; Cornaceae
Exons: 8
Coding region: 128-2173 (681 amino acids)
Molecular function (GO): protein binding
Source: RefSeq, a predicted model, not a curated record
AUUAAUCCUACUAUAUUUGUACUAUAAAAGACAAGUGCUGGGACGUAAACAGAUUGUAUAAAAUUACAAGCUUAAUUCCAGAAGGGUUCGAAAUUGAAGAGGAACAUCCGCUAGCUUCUCUCUAAUCAUGGCAACGGAUCAGAAAUCAUCCGGAAUAGCAGCUGAAAGUUGUAGCGAUAUUGAUAGAAUUAAAUAUAUAAAGCUAUAUAGGGCGUUGGUGAAGGGUGACGUGGCAAAAGUGAAAGCAUUUCUUGAUGAAAAUCCAGAAGCAAUAUAUGCUCAGAUUUCCCCAACAGGGGAAACACCUAUUCAUGUUGCUGUUUCGCACGGCCGGGAGGAGUUGGCGAAGGAGCUUCUUAAGAGGGGGAUGUCGAGGGAUCGUGGUAGUAGUACUUCUGGUCCUGAAAAGCCAAAGGAAAUGAAAGAUGAUUACGGUGACACACCACUUCAUAUUGCUGUCAGGGGUGCAAACAAAUCAAUAGCAAAUGCAAUAGUUCACCAAUCACCCCAACUCCUGGCAUUGGGAGAUGCAGAUGGACAAUUGCCACUCACCAUCGCUGCAAUUUUCGAAAACUAUGAGAUGUUGAGCACUUUAAAACCACAUAAUUUCGACAUUGCCAUUGCCAUGUAUCGAAAUACUGUCAAGGGUCAUGAUCAGAAAUGGAUUAUUUUCACGGAAUUUAUUAAGAGCAAGAAUUUUGGUUUGGCAAAGCAGAUCUGGUUGAACGAGGAGCCAGAAGAGAUGAUUUUUAAAGAUGACUUGUAUAUAAUGGCAGAGAUGGUCUCUGUAUUUUCAAGUGGAAAUCAGCUCACAGAUUUUGAAAGAUGGGUGUAUAACUCUAAAAGGAUGGGUGUUCUAUAUUCUAGCCUUAAAAGCAAAAUGGAUGCCAUGGAUGUGUUUUCAGAUGCCAGAUCUCCUCUUUCCAAUUCCAAACGCUUCAUUAAAGUGCGCAGAUUUUUGAAAGGGUUAAUGUUAAGUGUUCUUAAAGCAAUAGGUGUUGAAAAAAUAUUGAAUUUGAGGGUAAAAAAGAGCCAAGCCCACGAACUACUCAGCAUGAUGUGUUCCCCAAUCUGGACUUUUCUUCCGAAACAUGUUGAAGUAUACUUUGAGGCGAUAAAAAAAGCCAUCAAAUGUGGGAAUUCUGAAUUUGUUGAGGAAGUCCUAAAGUCGAAUCCUGGUUUGAUAUGGGGGAAUAAAGAAAGCGGAAGCAUAUUUCACAUUGCAGUUGCUUUCCGUCAGGAGAAAAUAUGGAACCUUAUAUGUGGUUUAAAUAAAGAACAUAGAAACAAAAUCAUUGGAACCCUGGUAGAAAGAAACAACUUGUUACAUAUAGCUGCAUGCCCUAUGGUAAUGUCUAAAACCAUAGGAGGUCCAGAUGAAGCUUCAGAAAAGUUGCAGCAAGGAGAACAGUUCAGGAAGGCAUUCAGUGAGGCUCCAGGUGCAGCUAUGAAGGUGCAGAGAGCAUUACAAUGGUAUAAGGAGGUGGAGGGGAUGGUACCAUCUUCAUACAAAAUUCUCGCUAACAAUAAUGGAGAAACUCCUCCAGCUCUGUUCUCAAAGUGGCACUCUGAAUUAGUCAAAGAAGGAGAAAAAUGGAUGAGAGAUACAGCAACAUCAUGUACAAUUGUGGCAACUCUCAUUGUUACUGUUAUGUUCACUGCAGCCUUAACAUUACCGGGUGGCAAUUCUGAUAAUCCAAUGAAUAAAGGGAAACCCAAGUCAUUGGAUUCAGGGGAUCCCAGGUUCUUAUGGCGUAACUGCUUUAUGGUUUUCCUUCUAUCAGAUGCAUUAUCUUUAUUUUCUUCAACCACUGCAGUGUUAAUGUUUUUGAGCAUCCUCACUUCACGCUUUGAGGAAAAAGACUUUCUUGAGGCAUUACCCAAGAGAUUGAUAAUCGGUCUUGCCACCCUUUUCUUGUCUAUUGCCUCUAUGAUGGUAACUUUUGGCGCUACUCUUGUUAUUAUACUCAGAGGAAGAAUAAAUUGGGCUGUUGCUCCAGUCGCUUCGCUUGCCAGUGUUCCAAUAACCUUAUUUGCUUUAUUGCAAUUUCCCCUGUUUCUUGACAUGAUCUCAUCUACCUAUGGACGUGGAAUCUUCAAUCGGAAAACAAAAUGUUCCUUCUUCAGCAGCCCAAAUGACUAUGCUCCUCCAAAAAUGAAACGAUUCCUCUAAUGUUUUAUUAAUAUGCAACUAUUGUGGUAUCAUUAUGUCAUUUAAGUAAUUCUUGUUAUGGUUCAAUAUAAAUGCUAUUUGUACGGGUAAUUAUAUGGAUGACGCUUCAAACAGAAUAAGAUUGUGCUUAUAUUUCUGAAAAAUGAAAUUUUUAUUCUCAUCUA